AUGGAAAGUAAUAAUAUAAAUGUUGAAAUGGGUCAAGAACCCAUCCCCAGUUUUAAACCUGAAAUUAAUGAGAGAAGCAGGCAAAUAGCAGAAAAUUUGAGAAAAAAUUCGAUUUUAGAAUUGUAUGAUUUAGUUUCAAAUGGGUCUGAUGUGUGUGAUUUAAUGAGUUUUCAGCCAACAUCUGUACAAACUCAAAAAAAAAUGACAAGGCAUCAAGUAUUGGCAAUUCAAUAUUUUAUUCCAUAUGUAAUGAAGCAUUCUUAUAAGUUAGAUGUAGAUGAGAUUCCAGAUAGCAUUGAAAAAACAAAAGAACUAAUUAAAAGAAGUUAUUAUAGUACUCCAGUAAUGGUGGAUUUUGAUGAGAGAAUGCACUUGUUCGUGACAAAAGAUUCGUUUUUAGGAACAAUGAAAAUUUACUUAAUGUCGCCAAAUGGCAAGAAGUUCCCAAUACCAAUAAAAUUUGAUAAAAGAGGAAUCCCAGGGAAUCUUAAUGAGACUAAGAAUGAUAAUUUGAGUAAAAAAAAUAAGGAAAGAAAUUUAUCUUCAAAGUUAACUAAAAGCCACGUAGGACCUCAAAUGGAAAAGGCCAUCAGUAACUAUCUUAAGAAAAAGCAACUAAUUAACGAUAAGAAUAACAAUAAAGGGAAUAAUGGAGUUUGUAUAUCAGAAUUGGACCCAGAAUGUACUUUUCAGCCACAUCUGCGUAAAACACUUUAUGAAAAGUAUAGAAAUGAGUUAGGAGUAAACUCCAUUACAAAGAAUGAUGAAUGCAUGCAAAUGAUAAAGAAAUACUUAUUAUUAGAUAAUAAUGACAAGGACGAAAAGGUGGAGUCAUACUUUAAAUCACUCCAAGAGUGUACAUUUCAGCCAAAUAUUGAGAAAUUCAUUAAAAGAGGAGUACCUAAAGAAUAUUAUUUAAAAAUACAAAAAGAAAAAGAAGAGGAAAUUAAAGAGAUUGAGAGCCAUAAUAAGUUAGAAAUGGUCUUUUUUGGUAAGGAAGAGAAUGAAAAUAAUAUGGAUAAUGAAAGAAUCCAAAGGGAAAGAGAAAAAGCAAUAAAUCGAAUUUUUAGAGAAGAGUGGAAUAAUUCAAUGAAAACAGUUUUCAAUUGUGAACAGAAUAAAAUAUAUUCAAAUAUGAUUCCAAUUACGGAUGAAUUUGAUAGUUCUGAACUAAUGAGUGAAGAAAUGGAAGAGAAAGAUUCCAUUAAAAACUCUAGAUCAUUUAAAAAUAAGUCGAAAGGCCGAAUUAAAUAUGAAUGGGAGACACGUGAACAAGGGCCAAUAUAUGAUAGGGAAUUUAGACAAAGACUUAAAGAAAAGAAGGAGCCAAAUUCCUAUAAAAACACUGAAAAGAUCCAAAAAAAACCAAAAAAAAAAUACAUCCCACCAUAUAAAUGGGAGGAAGAUCUUAGGAAUGAAAGUAACAUGUAUGAUGCUAAGACAAAUUCUGAGUUAAAUAAUAACAAACAAAAUGAAAAUGAUUCCCAAAUUUUUGAUAAAAAUAAGUGGGAAAGAUAUAUCAGAUUAAAAAACAGACAUGUUAAGAGCAUUCCAGUAUCUAAUACUAAUCUAGUAACUAAUCCUGAAGAAGGAGUGGAUGAAGGUUUAACAGACAUUGCCAAAUGUUACAGUCGUAUUUGUGAGAUUGCAACUCCUAUCACUGUAGUUGGAAUUAGAGAAAACAUUAUAAAUUAUUUAGAGAAAGAACUUGAGAGGCCUUUGCCGAAUCUAAUAGAAAUGUUUGAUAAUGAUAAUUAG
Messenger RNA from Cryptosporidium ubiquitum, 1758 nucleotides. RefSeq lists its product as uncharacterized. The coding region runs from base 1 to 1758 and encodes 585 amino acids. The record is from RefSeq and is a predicted model, not a curated record. The transcript has a single exon. NCBI's taxonomy places the organism in Eukaryota, Apicomplexa, Conoidasida, Eucoccidiorida, Cryptosporidiidae.